AUCCUAAUUGUUUGUUUAUUCCAGGGUUUUUUCAACAAAAAAAAUUAUGUUAUAAAAAAUAUGACAAUAAUGGUAGCAAGCAUCCCACUUUUAAAAUCGCUGACAUCCACUGAUAUCAAACAAGGUUUACCAGGCGAGGUAUGGAGAGUGGUGUUUUCUUACUUAAAAGCUAUUGAUCUGUGUCGUUGCUCACAAGUAUGUAAAGACUGGCGUAUCCUCGUUGAUAGUGUCGAUGCAACAACAUGGAGGUUUUUAUACCUGGAACAAAAAAAGUAUAAGCGAUGGAAGCAUCCUUACUGGCCAAAUGAAACACAAUCAAAUGUUAUUUCUUGGAAGAAAUCAUACAGACAACGAUAUUUAGUGUCUCGUUUGUGGUUAAACAAUGGUGUGACAACUGCAUGUUCAGUAAACUUUUUCUUUGGUAGAAGUAAAGAAAGAAAGAAUUUUUAUGUUGGCUCAAAUAAACCUUAUAAAACAAUAAAGAGUGCCAUUGAAAAGGCUUCUCCUUACGAUCGUAUAUAUGUCUAUCCCGGAGUAUAUCAAGAUCCAGUCAUGCUUGUGAUAAAAAAUCCAUGUGCUGUUAUUGGCGUGGAUGACCCAAGUAAAAUUAUAUUAACUAUGCAAAUCGAUGUAAGAGCAGAGUCUUUAAAAUUAGAAAACUUAACAAUAAAACCGAUGUAUCCAAGAAGAGUUCAUUCAUCCACAGCUCUUCUAAAGGUAUUAUAUGGUCAUGUCUUUAUGUUUAACUGUAUUGUGAAUCAAGGUUACCUACAUAUCACUGCACCCGGCAUAGCUGACAUCAGGUCAUGUACAUUUACUACCGCUUUUGUUAAUUUACAAGGUGUUGGUUAUAGUAGUAUUACAAACUGUGAAUUUAAGCCUGAUCGGUUUGCUAUAUUUGUUGAGGAACCGUUGUUUCAAUUUAACUUAAGACCACCUCGCACCAUGGAUGAAGUUGGAGGAUGGGUAGCCGCUUUAAACGAGAAAAAGUUUGAUGAGUAUUACUGUAGGCAUAUUAAAGAAAAAUGUCGGAAAAGAAAUGGAGAUAAUGAAAUGAAAAAGUCCAAAUCUUUUUUAUCUUGCAUAACUGAAUCUGAUCUCAGUUUGAGUGACAGUGAUGCUAGUGAAGUGAGAUCGAAAACAAAAUCAUGUUUGUCACGAAAGAGUAGAGUCAAUAGUUUAGGGUCACUAAAGAGCGACAAUGGUACUGAGAAAGAAACUGUGGAUGCACAAACUAAAGUAUUACUUAAAGCUAUACAAGGUGUUGUUAUUCGAAAUAUUAAAGUUACUGGUGGCAAGGGUGGGGUCACCUUGUGUAGAAUGGGACAGGCAUGGAUUGAAAAUUCAACAUUUUCCAACUUGAGUUAUGGAAUUCGAUGUUUACAAAAUUCAAAAUGUGUUGUAUUAAACAACAAGAUACAUAGUUGUGACACAACAGGUAUUUUUAUAAGAGAUCACUCUGUUGCAUUGAUUGCUGGAAAUCAAAUCUUUGCGAAUGGUGAAGCAGGUAUUGAUAUUCGUUCAAGUGCAAAUCCGUUAAUUGAACAUAACGAAAUUCACAGUGGUAAAAGAUCAGGAAUAGUUUGUUUAGAUCAUGGAAAGGGUGUGAUUCGAGAAAAUGACAUUUACAAUAACAAGGAAGCAGGCAUUUAUAUUUUACAUAAAGGUUGUCCUAAAAUUCAUAACAAUCAUGUGUGGUCUGGACGAGCUUCUGGCAUUGCUGUGACAGAAGAUGGGACUGGUCAUAUAACAAACAACAUAAUUACUGAAAUGGAGUGGGCAGGUAUUGACAUUCGGCAUGGAGGUAACCCUGUCAUUUCACAUAAUGUGAUUCAACAUGGAAAAUCAGAUGGGAUUGUUGUUGGUGAAGCUGGCAAGAGUGUUAUUUUGGAUAAUACAAUUGAAGAAAACAGUGGUUGCGGUAUAUGGAUUUUAGACGGAUCCCAUCCACUCAUUCACAGCAAUGUAAUAACGAACUCUGGAAAUUCGGGAAUAGCGUUUGUGAAUAACAGUGAUCAUGAGCACGAAAAACAGAAAUUGAGUGUACAUAUACCGCAAAACAGAGCUGCACCAGCUUUUAAUCACGAUGCUGACGAAAGAAGUGUUGAUACAGAGGAGGAGUUUAUAUUCCCAUCACCAAUGAUGUUGGAACAAGAGCCGGAAUCAAGAUACGUGCACGUCUCAAAGCCAGAUAAAAAAGUUGCUCAGGUCGAAGGCAAUACCAUUGAAAACAACAAGGGGCAUGGUAUUUUGUAUGAUGGCAAAGAAGGCAUUGUAAUAUUUAAGAAUCAAAUCAAUCAUAACUUAAAACAUGGUAUUAACUUAAUACAUUCUAGUGAAAUAAGUAUACAAGAUAAUGAGCUCAGUCAUAAUCACCUUUCCGGUGUAAAUGUUGAACUUGGUAUAAAUGUAUCCCUUGAGGGAAAUGGAUUGUACGAAAAUGGAGAGUAUGGAGUCAGCACAGCAGGAAUUAGUACUAUACUUCGCAACGAUGUAUUCGGUCAUUCCUUACCCGGUGUAUAUGUUCAAACUCUUGCAGAUGUUUCACUGAAAAACAACCGACUGCAUGGAUUAAAGCAUCCAUGUGUUCAUGUAGAAGAACAAUCGCGGUGCAUUGUGGAUAAUAACGAUUUUUACAUUGGUUCUGAAGCAAAAGAUUUGUACUUUCAUGAAAUUAGUGAUGUUUCAUAUCUCGACAAUAACAAAAUUCAUAAAAUUGAUAAUAAUGACUCUUGCAGAGACUUGUCAGAUAUUGUUUCAUAUACUGCUGUUGGUAUAACGGAUUGGAGACCUCAAUGCACCAAUGUGGCAACCAAGAGUGCUCCAUUUUUUACCACAGUUCAAAUGCAUAAUCAAAAUCGCUCGAACAACAGGAGUUCGUUUUGUGCUCUUCUGUGAAGUGCAAUAUUUAUAUAUUUUAGAUAUACAUUUUAAUCUUAUUUUAUGAAAGCUUUUUUUCGUUAUUUUUGUAUUUAGUUUAAAUUUUUUUUUGUCUGGUCUUACAUUCAGUCGAUAAGAAUUGCCAGUGAGGUUAAAAUAUCUCACUGAGUAUUUGAUACAUGCAACGAGAAUAAAAUAAUGUAAAUGAGAUAGAGACUGUCCUCGACUAAAUGUAGUAAUAGUGUAGUUAUGUAGAAUUUUAUGUUGACUUCAAUUCUAUUAAAAGUGGUAUGUAGUGUAUGGUGGACAUUUUUAUUUAAAUAAUGUUGCAAAACCUCUUAAAAAGUAUAAGAUUACAUUUGGAGGCAAACAUAAAACACACCUAAUAAGGCCAUUGUUCAGAAUGAUCAGGAAAUUUUUUUCUGAACUUCACUUGUGUUUUAUAAAAAUCAAAUCAGAGAUGUGAAGCAUUUUUUUAUUUAUCAUUUACAUGCCUUUACUCUUUAUACCCUGAUUUAUUUUUAUGGAAAUUAUUUUUAAACUACGGAAACGCUGCACAUAUAAAUAUUUUCAUUUAAUUGUAUAUUUUUAUUUAUUGAUUGUCCAUAGAUUGAUAUUUAAAAAAAAUAAUCUUAGAA
This is a messenger RNA of Hydractinia symbiolongicarpus, 3518 nucleotides long. RefSeq names its product F-box only protein 10-like. The transcript is spliced from 7 exons. The record is from RefSeq and is a predicted model, not a curated record. The coding region runs from base 61 to 2898 and encodes 945 amino acids. Lineage: Eukaryota; Metazoa; Cnidaria; Hydrozoa; Anthoathecata; Hydractiniidae. Gene Ontology annotation, molecular function: protein binding.